Molecule: messenger RNA, 3297 nt
Organism: Capsicum annuum
Lineage: Eukaryota; Viridiplantae; Streptophyta; Magnoliopsida; Solanales; Solanaceae
Product: kinesin-like protein KIN-6
Exons: 21
Coding region: 112-2967 (951 amino acids)
Biological process (GO): microtubule-based movement
Cellular component (GO): kinesin complex; microtubule
Molecular function (GO): microtubule binding; ATP hydrolysis activity; ATP binding
Source: RefSeq, a predicted model, not a curated record
UUCAAUACGCCAUGCCAAAUGAUAAGACACCUUUGACUCAAUUUCCUGUUUAAAUAUUUCGCCCCUUUUUGAUGAAUUAGUUCUGAACUACUACUGUAUAUAGAAAAAGAAAUGGAGAUGAAAGGGUCUUCACCUUAUCCGUGCACGGUAACCAUUCGACGGAACCCUCACCGGAAGGCAAGACCAACACCGUCCUCCGCUGCUCCUGCUUCGGUUCUCCGAACUUCAUCAUCACCACCGCGAAAUAUUUCUUCAUUCCCCAUUGAAGACAUUCUGUCCAUGGAAGUCCCUGAAAAACAACUUAUAGAGACGGCAUCAUCAGAGAAUCUCAAGGUAUAUAUGAGAAUCCGAACAUUAAUUUCUCAAAGAGAAAUACUGAAAAAAGAAAAAACGGUCGCUGGAUUGAAGAAGACAAAAAAUUCGUGGCCUAAAAACCCUAAGUCCACCAUUACGUUGCCGAAGAAACUCAAAAAGAGCAAUGCAGUCUGUGUGACAGUGAAUGAUGCACAUACCGUUACCGUAUCGCCUCCACAGAGCUUACAAGAUGGCAAACGUAUUAAAUCAGAAGUUUAUCAAGGUUUUUCACAAGUCUUCUCGUCAGAAGCAUCUCAGAGGGAAGUUUAUGAAAAAAUGGUGAAUCCUUUAGUUGAGGAUUUUCUGAAGGGUAAGAGUGGCAUGUUGGCUGCAUUGGGACCAAGUGGUUCUGGGAAGACUCAUACCAUCUUUGGGUGCGGAAGGGACCCUGGUAUGGUGCCUCUGUCUCUUUGUCGAAUUUUAUCACAAGAAGAAGGCAACAAGAUGCAGUCACGGAGGAUAUUUUAUCUUUCCAUGUUUGAGAUCUGUUCUGAGAAAGGAAAAUUUGAAAAGAUAUUUGAUUUAAUUCAAGAUGGGGCUGACUUGUUUAACCAACAAUCAUCUAUUAAAGGCAUGCGAGAGGCGGUACUUUAUGAUCCUCAGCAAGCUGAAUCCCUAAUUGCAUGUGGACUUUUGAAACGUGCGACAGCUAUGACAAACUCAAAUAGUCAAUCUAGUCGUUCACAGUGCAUCAUAAACAUCCGCUGCGAAUAUAAGAAGGUAGAUGAAAAAGUUGGUGGUGAUAACUCAAACAGUGCUGUCCUGACUAUAGUUGACCUUGCUGGAGCUGAGAGGGAAAAGAAGACCGGAAAUCAGGGGAUUAGACUGCUCGAAAGUAAUUUUAUCAACAACACAUCGAUGGUAUUUGGCUUGUGCUUAAGGGCAUUAUUGGAGCAUCAGAAGAACCCGAGGAAACCUAUGCAGAAGCACUUUCAAAACUCUUUGUUGACAAGAUACUUACGAGAUUAUUUGGAAGGCAAGAAGCGGAUGGCAUUGCUUCUAACUGUAAGACCAGGGGAAGAAGACUACCUUGAUACUUCUUUCCUUCUAAGGCAGGCUUCACCAUAUACAAAAAUCAAGUUUGACAUCAUUGAAGAACAUGGAGUCUUAAACCACAACAAGAGGUCUGUGCAAAGAACACCUAGCUUAGUGCAGCUUAAAAGGAUGAAGUUGAGCCGAAGUGAAGAUUGUGAGGUCAAUCAAGGAAGUUAUGAAUGUGCUCAACUUCUGAAUAAAGAAGCUGCUGCGGAAGGAAUGAAGAAUGUCAGUUUGACAGAUGUUCGUGCACAAUCUGAGGAGAUCAUCACUGUAGAAGCUAAUGAGAGGAAUAUUCUCAGAGUUGAUCACGUUGACAUGGAAAGGGAAGAGAGAAACCAUCAGAUUCUGCAAAAUUUUAGUAAAGCUUUGUGGAAAGUCUUGAAAGAAUACAAGAGAAAACUUGAGGUGGCGGAAAAUGAAAUUUGCACCCUCAGAAAUUGCUUAACUAGUGAGGAAACUAGAUCUGCAGAACUAGAGAAUCAAGUGAGGGAUUGGCAAAGUAACUGCUGCUGUAGGGAAGGAAUUUCAAGUGAGAUAUUCUCCAGAAAAGUUGAUGGAUUCAGAGGAAAAAAAUUGUUAGAUUAUGAUGAGAAUCAUUCAACUGAUUGCAAUGAGGUGGGUGAAAGUGAAACUUGCACUCCUGGAAAUUACAUAAUCAAUGAGAAAACAAAAUUCUCUGAAUUAGAGAAUGAACUGAGGUAUUGGCAAAGUAACAGCUGCUGUAGGAAAGGGAUUUCAAGUGAGGUUUCCUCCAGAAAAGUGGAUGAAUUCAGAAGAAAAAGUUACUCAGAUUUUGAGAAUCAUCAAUCCACCGACUUUAAUGAGGUUAAGUCAGAAGUGUAUUUUUGUCAUCACCUGGAAGGGGCGCUGCAUACAAGAAAUGAGGGGCGGGUUGACUCCACUACUGCUCAGAAGCUCGAAAGCUCUAUUGAAGAUGCUACUGAUAUUGAAGAUCUUAACAACACAAAUGAAAUGAAAGCAGACAGUAUACGUUGGAAUGACAAAGCUGCUGCUGUACUAAGUGGGUCAGGCUCUUGCACUGAUCAAGACCGCGAGAGAGAAAAGGAAAGUUCUGUUGCAGAGUCAGGGUCAUCACAAGCAAUUACUCUGUUAUAUUAUAAAGAUCCACUGCACAUGCAACAUUUGUAUACAUCAGUACUUCCAGAAUGUACAGUCACAUCUUCAAGGUCAUAUAUCUUUGUCGAAAAUAACCACUGUGUUCCAGUGGUGGAGGAUCAAGCACAGAAAAAAGAUUACAAGAGACUAUUGGGUCCAUCAACAACGUUAAUGCCUGGGGAUGUUGUACACGCUGUAGCACAUCAUGACAACAAUGUUCUUGAAGUGGUUACUAAACAUGGUUCCGGCUCUAAAUUUCAGAAUGCAGAUAAACCAAAAAGGAGACUUCUACCAGUUUCGUCCAUUUUAUUAAAAGAUAUAGGCAGCAUAAACUUCAAGGACGAGAAUGAAAAACCAAAGGGAGUCAAGGCAGAAAAGAAAGGAGCUUCUUCUGGUGAGAACAGAACUCAGGGCAGCAUUUCACUUCUUCGUUUGCUCAAGGCUAAUCUUGCUAUCUAGUGCAAAAUGAUAACUGCAUUCUAAGGUUUCGUCUGCAAUAGACAACACUGUUCAAUCUUUCCUCUGCAAUUAAGUUCUCAAAAUGCUACUUUUUUUAUUUUUGAAAGCUUUAUGAGCUUUUCUGAUAACUGUACCGAACAAAGUUCGAGAACAAGGCCAUGCUUGGAAGUGCUUGUAGCUUUUAUUUCUUCUUGGGCUGGCGUUAUGCUUGAAGAACUUUGCUUCAGGUUUUGAAGUUGUUGAUUCUAUAGCAAGACCAUUAAGAUUGUUUUGUUAUAAAUUCAGUUGUGAUAUUCUUUUCAAAGAAUAAUAAAAGUGAUUUUAUAUUCA